CAUUGCCUUCUUCUUGCCUUGAACCGCUAAUUACUGCGCACGGAGCUAGCUAGCACCCCCUGCAAAUUGAGAGCGGAGUAAUCAAUGGCGGUGGUCCUGGAUGCCUUGGCAUCCUACGUCCAAAACAUGCUGACGGAAAUGGCCAAAGAAGAGGUGGCGAUGUUGCUAGGAGUCCCUAAGGAAAUGGACAAACUUGGCACCAAGCUCGGGGACCUCAAGAAGUUCCUUGCUGACGCUGAUAGGAAGAACAUCACUGAAGAGAGUGUGCAGGAAUGGGUGAGAGAGCUUAGAGACGCCAUGUACAAUGCCACCGACAUCCUCGACCUGUGCCAACUCAAGGCCAUGGAGCGGGGCCCAUCAUCCUUGGACAUGGGGUGCUUCAACCCUUUGCUCUUCUGCAUGCGCAAUCCUCUCUUCGCCUAUGACAUCGGCACUCGCAUCAAGAAGCUCAACAAGAAGCUGGACGACAUCAAGGAGCGUAGCGCUUCCUUCAGCUUCAUCAACCUCGGCUCCUACGAGGACCAAGCAAGUAGGAAGGUGAUAUCAUCUCGCCUCGCCAACCGCGAGACGUCAGGGCAGCUCGAUCGAUCCAGUGUGGUCGGUGAAAAGAUCGAAGCAGACACAAGGAAGCUGGUGGAGAUGCUAACAGGGGCUAGCCAUGAUGAUAAUAACAAAAUUAUGGUCUUAGCUAUUGUUGGUGUUGGAGGGAUCGGCAAGACCACCCUCGCCCAAAAGAUAUUUAACGAAGACACCAUCAAACGUGACUUCACCAAGAGGAUAUGGUUGAGUGUCAAUAAGGAAUUCAGUGUCGUUGAGAUGCUGAGGAGAGCCAUUGUCGAAGCUGGGGGAGACCACCAAGCAUCCGGGAAUGCAAAAGCCACACUUCAGCGAACCCUUGAGAGUGCCUUGGAGGGGCACAAAACCUUGUUGGUGAUGGAUGAUGUCUGGGAUCACCGGGCAUGGGAGGAUGUGCUUAAAACACCAUUGGUCAAUGCCGUUGGUCGUGGUAGUCAAGUCCUCGUCACCACAAGGCACAACAUGAUUGCACGAGCUAUGAAAGCCAGGGAGCCCUACCACCACGUCGACAAACUAGACUCUGAAGAUGCCUGGUCCUUACUCAAGAAGCAGGUAAUUGGAAAUGGAAAUGAUGAACCUCUGAUUGAUAUGCUAAAGGAUAUUGGAAUGAGCAUUAUAGCAAAAUGUGAUUAUUUGCCACUUGCGGUCAAAGUAAUGGGAGGACUCCUGUGCAAGAAAAUGGCAAGACGAGGAGAUUGGGAAAAGGUCCUAAAUAAUUCUAUAUGGUCAGUAUCUCAAAUACCCGAAGAGCUAAACUAUGCAGUAUACCUUAGCUAUGAAGACUUGCAUCCUUCUUUGAAGCAAUGCUUUUUACACUACUCCCUCAUCCCUAAUAAGAGCACAGAGUUCUUCGUUGAUGACAUUGUUAGUAUGUGGAUUAGUGAAGGAUUUGUUGACGGGAACUCAGAUGAAUUAGAAGAAUUAGGAACAGAGUACUACAACGAAUUAAUACUGAGAAACCUUAUAGAGCCAGAUCCUUCGUACGCUGAUCCAUGGGUUUGCAACAUGCAUGAUGUUGUUCGCUCAUUUGCUCAGUAUCUGGCUAGAGAUGAAGCACUAGUAGCUCACAAAGGACAAAUUGAUAUUAUUGGUAAACUUAAGUCACAAAAGUUUAUUCGGUUAUCACUGGAAACUGAGGGUUCAGAAUCAGAUGAGUUAGCAUGGAGUUCUCUACAAGCACAGAAAUCACUGAGAACGCUAAUAGUAGCUGGGCACAUAGGGAUUAAAGCUGGUGAUUCGUUGGCUACCUUUUCAAGUCUACGUACCCUACAUAUAGACUCAACAAAUUUUGAUGUAUUGGCUGGAUCUUUGUAUCAACUCAAACACUUGAGGUAUUUCUCCAUCCAAAACAGUAGCACAUCUAGACUGCCCGAAAAUAUUGGCAAGAUGAAAUUCUUGCAGUACAUCAGCCUAGGUGGUUGUGAAAAUUUGGUGAAGCUUCCUGGUAGCAUUGAAAAGCUACGGCAGCUGAGGUUUCUUCGCCUUGCUGGCACAAAUAUAAAUAAUAUACCAAGGGGAUUCUUCGUUCUAACUAAUUUGAGGAAACUGUUUGGGUUUCCAGCCCACAUGGAUGGUGACUGGUGUAGCCUGGAAGUGCUGGGACCUCUUUCCCGGCUCAUGGACCUUUCCGUAUAUUGUCUAGAUGAUGUAUCUGCUGCCUCGUUCGCCACAAAGGCCAGGCUUGGUGAAAAAGUGCAUCUCAGGUAUCUGUCCUUAUAUUGCACUAGUAGACGAGGGGAUGACGGCCGGUUGGACGAAUGCGCCUCUGAGGAAGAGCAGCAACGAAUCGUGGACGUGUUUGAGGAGCUCUGUCCUCCGCCCUGCUUAGAAGUUCUUGGAAUUAAAGGAUAUCUUGGGCGGUGGCUCCCAAGGUGGAUGACAUCAAAUGCAGCCGCACCCCUCAAGAACCUGCGGAUUAUAUUGAUGGAUGAUCUGGCUUGUUGCACCGAGCUCCCUAAUGGCUUGUGUCAUCUACCUUGCUUGGAGCUGCUUCAGAUUGUUCGAGCCCCAGCCAUCAAGCGUGUUGGGGCAGAAUUCCUGCAUCCUCCCCAGUUGGCAGCUGCGUUUCCCAAAUUGCACCGCCUCGAAUUCAAUGGAAUGGUGGAAUGGGAGGAGUGGGAGUGGGACGAGCAAGUGCAAGCCAUGCCUUACUUGGAGGAGCUUCUUCUCAAGCGUUGCAAGUUGAGGUGUAUUCCUCCUGGCCUUGCCUCCCAUGCGAGGUCUUUGAAAAAGUUACUUGUAGAUGAGGUUCAGCACCUCAACUCCCUGGAGAAUUUUGCUUCCGUUGUUGAGCUCCAAGUGUACAAGAACCCCGACCUAGAGAGGAUUGCUAAUCUUCCCACGUUGCAGGAGCUUAGUAUAUCUAUAUGCCCAAAGCUGAAGGUAUUGGAGGGGGUCUCUGCACUCCAAAGACUCGAGCUGAAGGAUUACAACAUUGAGACGCUCCCUGGAUACCUCAAGGAUGUGAAACCAAGGCAUUUGCAUCUAGACUGCAACUUAUCACUGCUCACUUCCAUAGCCGCAGGAAAAUCUAGCCGUGAGUGGGACAAGUUUAGCCAUAUCCAACAAGUCAGGGCAUAUGCAAACGAUGGAGCUACUGAAAGGAAAUGGUACGCGUUGUACACAAGAGAUCCUUUCAACUUGGAGACAAACAUCGUUAACAUCUCUUCCUAAUCUGAAGGGGAUGGAAACAAAGAGGCUUCAAGCGACGAACAAGAUAGUUCUGUUGGGUUUCCCUGUUGUGUUUUUCAACUAUCCUGUGACGUAUCAAAGGAGAAGCCCGGUGGAUUCUGCAGUAUUCUUGCUCCAUCGCGGCGACGGUCCCCUUCGCCGCCGCCUAGUUCCUCCCCGCCCACCUCGACUCCUCCCCACGCAUCGCUCCUCACCGCGCCCCCCCCGCCACGAACCUCUCCUUCUCCCCGCUGCCCCCCCCCCUCCUCGUCCUCGUCGGCGUCCUUCCUCCGCCUCCGAUCCGCGUCUCCAUCCGGCCCCGAAGUUAGGCUCCCCACGCCCCCGCCCGUGGCGGCGGAUCUGGCGACGCCGCUGACUCCGGCGUCCGUGCGCGCCGUGCUGGUGCUCUUCUUGCUCUCGGUGACGGGCGUUGUGCUCCUGCUGCGGUGGCAGGCCAACUCCUCGCCGCAGUGGGUCUUUGAGGCCGAGCCCCCGGCGGAAGACGAUGACCAAGGGUUCUGGCAGAUUCCGUGCGCAAGUAUGUCGUAUAGCUGAGGGGAGGAUCGAGUGGGCUGGGGUGGAAGUCAAGACAGAUAGCAAGAGAAACAGCAAAUUUGCAAUUAACAAAACAUCUGAGAGUCGCCAUCAUCGAUAGCAACCCUGCAUUGAAGUCAAGAAAUUAUCUGACAAGAAACAGUAUACCCGAUUCAAGGGUCAGUACUGUUACUCCUGCAACCAUUUCCUUCUUCAAAGGAGACUAGGGCGGAAGCGAGCGUCGACUAUGCGAGGCGAGGCGAGGCACGGCGAUUCACGGAGGAGCUCACGGGGAGAAGGACCUCAUGGGCGGUGGCAAUUCCAGAGGAGGUGGCGGUGAUGGCGCGCGGAGCAGAGGCGGCAGUGGUAGCGAGUGCGCGCGGACGGCAAAGUCGGUCGAAGCAUCAGGGAGCGGAGGCGCGUAUUUAACGGGCGAGCGAGGAAGGAUUUUUGGAGCGAGCGAGUCGAACUCCAGAUCGGACGGUCAUCAACUCCGCAGCUCAGAUCCGACGGUUUCCAAUGCAUGUGCCGACGUGGAUACCCUCAGACGGCUGAAACGCACCCACGUUUAAUAUAGUAAGAUAUGUUUUGA
Phragmites australis (common reed) is the source of this 4372-nucleotide messenger RNA. Its product is annotated as putative disease resistance protein RGA1. The transcript has 7 exons. The record is from RefSeq and is a predicted model, not a curated record. NCBI's taxonomy places the organism in Eukaryota, Viridiplantae, Streptophyta, Magnoliopsida, Poales, Poaceae. Gene Ontology annotation, molecular function: ADP binding. Bases 85 to 3249 code for a protein of 1054 amino acids. Gene Ontology annotation, biological process: defense response to other organism.